This is a messenger RNA of Dicentrarchus labrax (European seabass), 4193 nucleotides long. RefSeq lists its product as uncharacterized. Bases 618 to 1280 code for a protein of 220 amino acids. The record is from RefSeq and is a predicted model, not a curated record. Lineage: Eukaryota; Metazoa; Chordata; Actinopteri; Moronidae. The transcript has a single exon.
GAUGGAUCAUGAAGUGGGGUCUAGGAUCAGGGAUCCUUUAGAGGGUUGCAAGCCCCCAGUGGUGGAUUAAAUACAUUUACUUUAAGUACAGUAUAAGUACAAAUUUGAGGUGCUUUACUUGAGUAUGAACAUUUUGUGCAACCUUAUACUUCUUCUACAUGUACAGGAUUCCCCUACUGAAUCUAACCAAACAACACAAACCACAGGCUCUGCAGCAUCUGAGAGGGAGGCUGUUGAUCUGAAAUAACUGGGGUCACACUCUUGACAGUUCAGGUGAGGUUUAAUGCGACAGUGUCAAGUGAUGAUGGGCACCAUAUCUGCAGGUCUCACUGGUACGAGCAAGGAAACCGAUGGCAAUGUCCGCACGUAAUAAUGAUGUAAGAUUAUUCAUGAUUCUCAUCGCUGCUCCCUGCAGACACUGAUGUUGCUCCACUCCUAUCGUCCUCAGCGGGGGGGCACCUGCUGUCCCGCUCCGCGCUGCAGUGGCUGUGUGAGCGGAUGAUUAGUGCACAGCUGGAGAGAAAGGCAGACCUGUAACACCUGGACUUUUAACACAUUACAUCGCACGCACGGGAGACGGCAAAACGUGCGCGUUCACUUUCCCGGGAGAUCCAGAGAUGAUGCCCCGUCUGCCGGGCGACGGCAGGACGACACGCGGGACCACUGGCACCCUUUUGUCGGCAUGUCUGGUCUCCGCUUGUCAAGCCCUCCGGAGCUGCGGGGAGGUCCAGUGCGGCGACGGCCAGCAGUGCUGUCCGCCCAUCGCCACCGGGAACGGCAGUGCCAGCUCCGCCGUGCGCUGCUGCAAGCUCCCCAUCCACAUUUUUUUCGACAACGUAGGCUGGUUUACGCGGAAGCUGUCCGGCAUCCUGAUCCUGUUGCUGCUCUUCGCCAUGGGCUACUUCAUCCAGCGGAUCAUCUGCCCGCGGCCCCGCCGGCACGGUCCGAACCACGACCGCACCGAGGAGCCCUCCCUCUUUCACGGACACGCAUCGGCGUCCCAGGACUCCCUGCUGGACCGGUACCCCGAGUACAGCCUCGGGGACUUCGCCUCUCCGAACCUGCCAGCCUACGACGAGGUCAAAUAUUUGCCCACGUAUGAGGAAAGCAUGCAGGAGAUGCACAGAGACCGGUCCGAUGAUAACUUGCUGUCGGAAAACGAGCGGGGCGGGCAGGGCAGGGUGAGAGCGGCGGGACCGAGAGCUGGAGACCAGAGACGGGAUGUCCUGGAGGUGUCAGGACCGCAACACAGCCCAAGGACAUCUCGGAACUCUGUCUGACGGGAAACAAAGCUACAGAGACAAUACAGCAUUCUUAUUUUAAUAUAAUCAGGGUAAUUAUCUUGCAGAGAUAUAAACUCAAGUGCAAUUAUAAUCCCAAAUGUUAAGAAUAAAAGGAGGAGGCUGAGAAAAUGUACGUGUUUUGUAAGAUUAUAGGGGAUCACUCGCCUUUUGUAUGCAAAUGGUCGCUUGGGUUAAGCAAAGGAGAUUAUAAAGUAAGCGAAGGCGGCUGAAAUGGAUGCUCUUUGUGACAGGGACGGCUAAUUUGGCUGCGGCACAAUCGCAUUAAGUUUUACUUCAGCACCUCAAUUUUAAGUGGCACCGUGAAACCAUGCUUCUUCUGUCAAAUUCUCAACCUUUCUUAGUCUGUAAUGCAAAAUAUUCUGCUGGACCCGAAAGACAUUCUUCUCUUUUAUUUAUUCUUUAUUGAAUUUGCAUACAAAAGGAAGAAUAUUUAGAUCCCCCCCCCCGUAACCUGAAAUGUGGGCUAGAAGAGGGAGUGAAGGGAGGAAUAUCAAUAUUUUAAUACUUUCUGAGGCACACAUUUUUAUCAGCCAGCUUUAGAAACAGUUCAUUUAUAUCUUAUCAGCAUGAAAGCAAUAUUCUGACUCAAACACAUGCACGCACACACAUUUCACUGGGGGCUGACAGAUGAGCAUUUUAUCAGUGACCUGAGCCAUGUCUGAUGCCUACUGCAAGAAGUGUGUAGUUUAAAAAAAAAAGAAGAAAAAAAAAAGCUCUGAUCCUGAGAGCCUUGCUGCCCCUGAGGCUGCAUGUAUCAGUGUCUCCCAGGUUUUGAAUUCAGGAAAAAAAAACAAUGGCAGAGAUUAUAGCUGGUAUACUGAUAGGGCAUAAGCUGCCAAGAAACAAAGUUGUAUUUUGAUGAUAGCAUGUUAUACAAGAUCACAACUGGUGCCCCGAGCAGAACUAACAGCGGAGAGCUCAGACAAAGCAAAGGAAAAGACAAAGGGACAUCUAACAGGAGACAAGGGUGAGACGAACAGGAGGCAAUAAUUUCUUUGUUCAGUGAUCUGAGGAUGCAGAUUGAGAAUAUCUUUAGAUCUACUUGUAUGUUGACCAUAAGUGUGUAACUGUCCCUUGCUAAUGUGCAUGGAGACAAGGAGUGUCUUUUUUGCUGCUUCAAACUGAAAAACCAAGCGGACACAGACGCACACCUCAUUACAUCGAGCUUAAUGGCCUGUUUACACGGAUUAAAGUUAUAUUUGCCUUUACCUGUCCCAUAAAAUGUCUCAGUAUGUUAUAAGAUAAAGCUAUGUGGUAAACAGUCACACUUGUGACUUGUCAUAUCCUCUCUCCAGCCCGGACUUGAAGAAAUGUUAGCACACCAUUAGUCCCAGGCCAAAAGAGUAGAAGACAAAAAUAUAGAAAUAGAAUCUCCAUUAGGACUGUAAGUAAUUAUUACUUUCAUUAUUGAAUAACCUGCCAGUUAUUAUGAUGAUUAAUUGACUUAUCGUUUGUCUAUAGAAUGACUACUGAAACAUUCCCAGAGCGAGAGAUGAUGUCUUCAAAUUGCUUGUUUUGUCUGACCAACAGACCAAAACACAAUAACAUUUAUUUUACCAUGAAAGAAGGCACAGAAAAAACACAAAUACUCACAUUUGAGAGACUGAAACCAGUAAAUUUUUGGCAAUUUUGCUUAAAAGAAUGACUUAACUAAUUGAUUCUCACUCUUAAACAAUUACCAGAAUAGUUGCCAACUAAUUUUCUCAGCUCUGACCUCCACUGCAUCAAACAAAUCUCUGCCUGUGACAAACGGACAGAUUUAUUCACUUGUCUGCAAUGGGAAAGUGUAGUCAGUAAACUGAGCACUUUACUUACCUAUUCUUCCAUUUUGUGUUGAACACCCUGUGACCCAACUUAUUAAAUCAACUCAACUGAUUUAUCUCAGAAGCUCCAGGGUGGUUAUGUGCCAUCAGAAAGACCAAUGCAUACUUGUUGGGACAGUGUAAUAGAAGACAGUAUAUCAAAGCAUUCUUAUUUACCACAAAGAUCUGUCAAAUGCUAAGCUAUUAAAAUAUAGAAGAUGUGGCUUCUAAAGCAACUAUACCCGCAAAUCUAGACUUGCUGCAAUUAGAGACCUUGAGCUAAUGCUCUUCACACUAAAAGUCUGAGUGUGAUUGUGGUGGCUUGUGUAAUCCAAUACUGCCGGACCAUGAUGGUAGAGCCAAUAGUGAACACUGAUGGCUUCUCUAUCCAGAGGGAAAGUUGUGGGUUGGUGGAGUUUGCACUCAGAAGCAAUAAAUCCAUGCUUAAAACCCACUGAUGGGUUGAGUAUGUGACCCUAAGAUAUAUGAAGCCAUGUAUGAGUGCUACUCAAACCAUAAGAGGUGUGAAUGUUACUUUUCACUCUCUCCUUCGUCGUCAUUGUGAUUCAUUGUGAACCAGCUCCCAUAUGUAUCUUGCAAGGGUGGGUUUUGGAAUAGGCAUGACCAGUCUUGUACAGUUCCCAGCAUGAAACUUAAAUCAGAUAAUGUAAAGGUGCGACAUCCACCUGCCAAGAGAGAGGACAGUGAGGUAGUUCCUUCUCCUCAAAUGCACAUAUUACAAAUCCAAACAUAUACUGUAUGUGCACAAACAUAUACAGAGACACAGACAGAAAGAAAACAGACAGACAUACAGAUAAACAGAGUACACACACAGUCACACAAAAUGGAUUUGAUAUUAGCAACAUUGGAAUAUGCACCAAUGAUUCAGUUGUUCUCUUGCUUGCUGGACCAAAGAACAGAUAUACUAUAAAAGGUCAAAUCAAUGAGCAUUAUCCUCCUCAUAAAUUCUACAUUAUAUCCGGGAAGUGUAUUUUUGGGGGAGCUAUCAAUCAAUCUAAUAUAGGAGAUGUUGCCAGUCACUGAAUAUGGUAAUGCAACUCUGUGGUUUAAUAAAAUAAUCUAUUUA